Messenger RNA from Paralichthys olivaceus (Japanese flounder), 5480 nucleotides. The record is from RefSeq and is a predicted model, not a curated record. Lineage: Eukaryota; Metazoa; Chordata; Actinopteri; Pleuronectiformes; Paralichthyidae.
GAACAAGCCUCGGCUGCGCCGCUGAAUCAAAACAAUGGCGGACAGGCAGCGUAGCGCUCCUCUCUCGUGGUCUGUUUAAAGGAGAAACAAACCUGCUGCCAAGAUGAGCGACGUUGUGGAGAAGACCCUGACAGCUCUGCCCAGCCUCCUGUCUCUGGACUCUCAGCCUGGAUCUGCUAAACUCUCCUCCUCCUCCAAACUGGGAAACCUCAUCAGAGGAAUCACCGAGCUCACGUCCAAACAUGAGGAGGAGAAACUCAUCCAGCGUGAACUAGCAUCUAUCAAAGAACAGGUGUCCUCCCCAAACACCACCAUGAGGCAGAUGAAGGAGCUAAUGGUGAGAGCGAUCUACUGUGAAAGUCUGGGUUAUGAAGCUUCUUUCAGCUACAUUCAUGCCAUCAAACUGGCUCAACAAGGGACUGCUCUGGAGAAAAGAGUUGGUUACCUCGCUGUGUCCUUGUUCCUGAAUGAAAAUCAUGAGCUGCUGCUUCUUCUUGUGAACACUGUAUUAAAGGACCUCCAGAGCACGAACCUUAUUGAAGUGUGCAUGGCUCUAACUGUUGUCAGUCAGAUGUUUCCCAAAGAUAUGAUACCUGCAAUCCUUCCUCUGGUGGAGGAGAAACUUAAUCACCCAAAAGAAAUCAUUCGACGGAAAGCGGUGCUGGCACUGUACAAAUUCUACCUGAUUGCACCGAAUCAAGUUCAACACAUCCACAACAAGUUUCGCAAAGCUCUGUGCGACAAGGAUCCUGGUGUGAUGACAGCGUCACUGCACAUUUACGUACAGAUGAUCCAGGAGAAUCCAGAAGGUUACAAGGACUUGACAGCAAGUUUUGUCACCAUAUUAAAACAGGUGGUGGGAGGAAAGCUUCCUGUAGAUUUUAACUAUCACAGUGUUCCUGCUCCAUGGCUUCAAAUCCAGCUUCUCCGAAUAUUGUCUUUACUUGGAAAAAAUGACCCAAGCACCAGUGAGAUCAUGUAUGAAGUCCUCGAUGAGUCUUUACAAAGAGCAGAGAUGAACCACAACAUUACCUAUGCAAUAUUAUUUGAGUGUGUAAAAUGUGUAUACACAAUUCAUCCCAAAUCUGACCUUUUGGAAAAAGCUGCAAAGUGUAUCGGCAACUUUGUUCUAUCACAGAAGAUAAAUCUCAAAUAUCUUGGCUUGAAGGCUCUCACCUACGUGGUCCAACAGGAUCCUAAACUGGCCCUGCAGCAUCAGAUGACCAUCAUAGAGUGUCUCGAUCACCCUGACCUCAUCAUCAAGCGUGAGACACUGGAGUUGCUCUUUCGGAUCACUAACGCCCAGAACGUCAUGGUCAUUGUGGACAAGAUGCUGGAGUUUCUGCGCGUCAGUACAGAUGACUACACUACUAUUGACCUGGUGGGGAAGGUGGCAGAACUGGCAGAAAAAUAUGCACCGGACAAUGAAUGGUUCAUCGAGACCAUGAACACAGUGUUCUCAGUGGGUGGAGACAUGAUGCAGCCUGACAUCCCUAACUGUUUCCUCAAGCUGCUGUCAGAGGGAUUUGACAGUGUGGAGGAGGACAGGAAGCUGAGGCGGUUUGCUGUGGAUUCAUAUGUCUCUCUGCUGCGAGGAGAGCCUGGCAAGCUGCCACAGCGCUUCCUCCAAGUCAUCAGCUGGGUCCUCGGUGAAUACUCUCACUUGAGGGAGGAACUUGAACCAGCCACAGUCCUGCGACUUCUGGGAAAACUGUUAGAUAUGAAGCAAACCAGCAGCGAAACCAAGACCUGGGUCCUCAUGGCAAUGACCAAACUCAGCGAGGGCGGAGCAAGUGUUGCUGUCGCUCAGCAGGUUUCUGAAACAUACAUCAGCUCAAUGGACACAGUGCUGAGACAGAGGGCUCAGGAGCUGCAGCACCUCAGCCAAGACUCUCAACUACGAGCCAGGGUGCUACCUCGAGACGAUGGCCUGGAGCCUCUGGAGGUGGAUUCCUCUCUGUCGUUUCUGGAUGGGUUCGUCUCGGAGGCGUUGGCUGCUGGCGCUGCUCCAUACAAGCCUCCUCAUCAACGGCAGGAGGAAUUAGCUCAGGCAAAAGCGUUGAGCCUGGAGCCAUACGGCCUGUCCCUGCCCAUCAGCAUGUCCUCCUGCAGCAUCGCUGAUAGACAGUCUCCCACGCUGUUGUCCAUAAGCUCUGGUCUGUCGGGUGACAGUACUGAGCUCUCCCACAAAGGAGGCUCUACAACUCUGAAGCUGGAUGGAGUGAAGCGUGUGUGGGGGAGGGAGGGGUACCUGGCACAGAGGGAAUCUGUGGAGGAAGUUGCCCAGGUGGAGGUACCGAGUCCCCUCCGCUCACCCAGCCAGCAGGCGGAGGCUGACAGCUCACACAGCCAGACUCCGACCCUGACACCAACCCCUGAGCCCAAACAAGAUAAACAGCAGCUGGCUUCCUCACUGUUUUUUGGCCUCAGCUCCCAAAGCCCCAUGUGUCUGAUGGGAAAACCUGAGCCGACACCCAGUCGAUUCAGAGGAAAAAAAAAAAUUCAGGGCUCAUCCCCGAGCACCACUGAGCAAACACCCAGUUCCCUCGUCUCUACUCCCAGCACCGUGGAUAACCUGCUGUGUAAUGACCCGCUGGACAUCACCUCAGAGCCGACCGUUUCCUCGUCUAAAAUCACAUCAGAACUCUCCCCUGGCCUCAUUACGCCUGCUAAUGGCACCUGUGAUGUAGAGGCUAACUUUACCGGCAGUGAUGUAAACGAAAGUAACCCCCUCCUCAGUGAGGAUGAUGGUUUAGCAGCUGCUGAUCCCACUCCACACGAAGACCCAGACAGACCUAAAGACUUGUGUCUCAGUUCUCAUCUGCCUGCAGAGCUAUGUGGACUCGGCCACUCAGAAAUCACUCCUCUGUGCACGAACCAAAGUCUGGACCUCUCAGCCUGUCAUGUGCAGAAGGAGGAUUCCUUAGUGCUCGUCAUUUUCAUUUCCAACUCCUCUGCCAUUCAACAGAUACUACUGGAUCUUCACUCAGAACAACUAGAGGUAUCCCGUUUGUCUGACAGUCCAGUGGUGGAUGUGAGUAGCCACGGUGUAGCAGUGUACCAGUAUUCCCUGACUGUGAAGAGGCCUUCAGUUCAUGUUGAAGUAGUCGGGAUAGUUUCUUACCAGUUGUGCGAUGGGACGCCUCAGACACUGCAGUUCUCAUACAGACUCCCUCUGACCUCCUUCAUCAGACCCUUGACGGUGUCCACAGAAGAGUAUGGCACAAUGUGGCUCGACUUCUCUCACGACACAAAACAGAAUCUGACACUGAUCGGUGAUGGUGAAGAGCCUCUCACAGCCACUCUGAAUGUACUGAAGAGGAAACUUCAGCUUGGUGUCGUGGAAGUCAUAGGAAUGGAAGGUAUUUUAGCUUGUCAGCUCCUCCAGGAUCAGCCGUGUCUGAUGCAUUGCCGCGUGCACGCCGGUGCGCUGGCGGUGUGGUUGCGCUCUCCGGUGCCUGACCUGCCCGACUGCCUGAUCUACCACUGUCAGAGAGCUCUGCAGGUGGACUGAGCCUCAACUGCACCAAUCCACUGAAACCACUGAGCAACCAGAACCUCAACCACUGAAGUGGGAGGUGCACAGACGUACACAGUGCAGAACUGAGAAUGAAACUGAUGUUAGCAUCUUUACAUCACAGUGUUAACCAUUUAUUUAUCUCCUCCACUAUGAGUUACUUUGAAAGAUUUGGUUUUGACUGUCCUUGGAUUGUUGAAUUUUAUUGGUAGAAGAGAAUCACAACUAUUGAAACAUCAUGACUUGGAAUAACUUCAGGGCUAAAGGAGUUUGUGUAAACCUAUGUGUUUCAGAAUAAUACUUAAGUCUUAAAAUCCUGUUCAGAUCUGGUAUUAACAUCUGAUCUGAGGUCUGAUCACCAGGGGUCCGCUCUAAGUCCAGGUCUGAACUCACCCAAUGUGUCCUGAAUGCGUCCUGAGAUCCGAUCCUUAAGACCUCAUUAGGAGAUGGUCUGGGACACAUGUGGCCACAUUCUUUUCUCUGUGUGAACGUAAAUGUGUCCUGGGCCACAUUAAACGACUGCCUACUCAGCUGACGUCUCUGACACACUGCAGUUUUAUUUUACGGCAGAUGUAUUUUCACGCUUCUCAUUCACCCUACGUUGAUUUGUUCGUGACCACCGGCUCAAUAUCAACACUGAUCACCACAUAAUGAUCGAUACUUUUCUUAAAUUGGUCAAAUCUCUCUUCACAACAGUCACACAAGAAUUUUUCAGCACUUCCUCAUUCCUCUCUCCUGCUCACUCAUGCUGACACACUCACACAUUCACACACACAUUGUCAUUGGACACAUCUGUAAACUCAGACCAGACACGUUUUAAUUCAAGGUUAUGAGCAGACGAAUCAGAUCCCUCAGGAUGGAUGUUAAUACCAGGUCUGAGCCGGGUCAUAGAGGAUGAUGACAGGGCUCCAAAAUGACUUGAAACCUUUAAUGGUCAAAACAUUGACUGUGAAUGAAAUGAAUGCUUAGUAUGAAACUUCUAUUGUAUCGCAAGGGAAAAAUCAUGAACUAAUAUCUGUGCCUUGGGUCCUUAUGCUCGAGAGAGAGAGACACCAUGACAGUGAGGCUCAUUUGGAUUUAAAGAAGACAGACAUUAGUACUGUAACUGAAAACAUUUCACUGCUGUCAUUAACUUAACAAAUUGUUCUUUCUUGUCAACACAAAUUCAAGCAAUACUGAUUUAAAAUGGAAAUGUGGAUUGAGAGAAACACAGUGAAAAUACGUAUAUCCUCUAAGGGGUUAAAUUCAUUGUUCCGAAUCUCUUGUAAGUACUUGGGCAAUUUUUUUUACGAUUAUUUAAAAUAUUCUGCCAGCAAACUAAUAAUUUUAUAGUUUGUUGUCAAGGAAAACCUGCUCCAGUACCUGAAGGUUCCUCACAGCAAAUAGAUGUUUACAUUGUUGUUUGUCCAUUAGUUACAUUUGAUUCGUACAUCUUUGAUGCAUAUUUUGUCUUAAAAGUAGCAGUGAGGCUCAUGUUCUCCAUUAAUCACUGUGGUGAUGUUUUGUAGAUGCUGCCUUCUUAAAGGAUCAUCUACUCACUCAUAUUUCUGGUUUGUCAGUUUCGGCGAGAGGUGGAUUUUAGUGUUUUUUUAUUAUUAUAUUUUUCUAUCAAAGCAGUAUUGAAAACAUAUUUAUUGGAUUUAUAUUCUUACAGAAGAUAUUUUAUAUUAAUUUCACCCAAAAUCAAAUCUUGUGCUUCAUAUACUGUUUUGAUUGCGCCGUGCCGGAUUUGGCUUCCAGUUUGAAAACGUCUUUUAUUUAAUUUAAUCUGAAGGGAAAGUUGACCUUUUUCUUUUUUUUUGCCUGUGUCCUGAUCUGAGACAAAACGAGACGUCUAAAUCUCAACUUCAACCCAACGCCUUAUGUUCUAAUGCCAUGAUGGUGUGUUUGAUUUGUGCCUGUGGUACAGAAAGAAGAAAUCCUUUUUUCUUAGUGCCUGUCACUAUAUUCUACUAACUUCUGA